This is a messenger RNA of Rasamsonia emersonii CBS 393.64, 1362 nucleotides long. Its product is annotated as C-x8-C-x5-C-x3-H zinc finger protein. Lineage: Eukaryota; Fungi; Ascomycota; Eurotiomycetes; Eurotiales; Trichocomaceae. The record is from RefSeq and is a predicted model, not a curated record. The transcript has 4 exons. The coding region runs from base 1 to 1362 and encodes 453 amino acids.
AUGCCCGGUAUCGGCGCUCAAGCGUUCUGGGAGCGCUAUGAGCAGGUCAAGGCGAUAGAACACAGCAAAAAUGAACUUAUCGAGCGGGAGAAGCUCGAUCAUGAGCGUGAAACACGCUUUAAUCGUGACAUCCAGAUUCAUGAGAUGGAACUGAUGGAUCAGAUAAAGAGAAUUAAGAAAAUUAUGGAUCGUGAACCUUUCAUUAUUGUCCUGUUGGAUGGCGAUGGCAUGAUAUUUCAAGAUCACUUCAUUCAGAAUGGUGAACAAGGCGGCAAAGAUGCUGCGAACCAGUUAUGGGCGGCCUUAACCCAAUACGUAGCACGAAACCUCCCAAACGUUUCCUCGCCGAAAAUAGUUACGAGAAUCUAUGCAAAUGUGAAGGGAUUAGGCCAUGCCUGUCACCAGGCUGGAAUUAUUGAGUCGCCUUCGCUGAUGGAAGAUUUCGUGCGGGGCUUCAAUGAGAGUCGGUUGCUUUUUGAUUUUGUAGAUGUCGGAUCCGGUAAAGAUAGAGCCGAUGAUAAGAUUGCAGAAACUUUUAAACUCAAUUUAUACAAUUGCCACUGCCAUCAGAUCUUUUUGGGAUGCUCACAUGAUAAUGGAUACGCUCGUCUCCUGGAAGAGACGUUGGCCGAUAGGGAACUCACAGGGCGGAUAUCGCUCAUCGAAGGCGUUCCUUUCGAGAAAGAACUCGAGUCCAUCAAGGCUUCUUAUCGUGUGACACAGUUUCAGGACUUAUUCCGAACCACAAAGCUCACCCCCAAGAUGGCCUCGUCCAACGGAACUUCCAAGCCUCAGGUUGUAUCUCAACCUCAAACGAUGCUUUCUCCUCAUCAGGGACCAGCUUCCCUCACUAGGACCUCCACCAAUACAACUUCUUCCAGCUCCAGCACCCCGGCUUCAUUUUCCUCGUGGGCUUCUGUAACGGCGUCGAACCCCGGGGAUGUUUCCCUUCAGUCUUCUAAACCGGCUAAUCCGUCGCCGCAGAAUGUGGUGGAGCGGAAUAAGUACGGCCAGCGAAUUGAUCGCUUCGAGUUCAAGUCGAUCCCCAAAGAGGAGAUGAACCGCAUCAAGAAGAUGAAACUCUGCAAUCUCCAUUUCCUGCUGGGCGACUGUCCGAAUACGAAUUGCCAUCAUGAUCACACCCACAAGCUGACAAAGAAUGAGAAAGUUGUCUUACAGGCAAUUGCUCGCAUGACCCCUUGCCGUUUUGGGAUGGAGUGCGAUGACCCUAAAUGCAUCUACGGCCACCGUUGCCCACUAAGUGAGCCUGGUAAGAAGAAUUGUUUCUGGGGCAGCAACUGCCGUUUUGACCCUUCCCAGCACGGCAUUGAUACCACAGUUGUCAAAGUUACUAAAAUAUGA